Molecule: messenger RNA, 975 nt
Organism: Darwinula stevensoni
Lineage: Eukaryota; Metazoa; Arthropoda; Ostracoda; Podocopida; Darwinulidae
Source: the annotation of a GenBank genome assembly
AUGUCUGACUGUCUAUCUUCCGCCUUCGUCUCAUCUCGGCCAGCAUGCGGACUGGGAGAGCCGGGAAAGUCUGCCAAGAUCGUGAACGGGGAAGAAGCCGGUAAGGGGGAAUUCCCGUGGCACGUCGGGAUCACGUACAAGGGCCGCUUCUACUGCGGGGGCGCGGUCAUCAACGACCGGUACGUGCUCACGGCCGCCCACUGCGUCUACGGCAUCAACUCCAACCGGCUGGGGAUCGUCGCGAGGGAGUUCGACCGGGGGAACCCCAACGACCUGGACACCCUCGUGCUCAAGCCGCAGAGGAUCGUGAUCCAUCCGAAUUUCGUGAGGGACACGUUCGAGAACGACGUCGCCGUCGUGAGACUCGACAGGGCCCUUCCGUUGAGCGGGACCGGGGAGGUUCCACCCGUCUGUCUUCCGGGAGCGUCAGAUAUUCACAAUGCCUUCGUGAACGAAACGGGAGUGGUGACCGGCUGGGGAAGAGUCCUCGAAUCGGGUCAGACGUCCAAGACCCUCCAGAAAGUGGGUGUCCCCAUCAUGUCCAACGACGACUGCAAAACCAAGACCUCGUACGAAGCGAAGGAGAUCCUCGACUCGAUGAUGUGUGCUGGAUAUAAGGAGGGAGGGAAAGAUGCUUGCCAGGGUGACAGUGGAGGGCCUUUACAUUGGAAGUCGCCGAGUGGGAAACAGUAUUUGGUUGGGAUCGUCUCGUGGGGACGGGGUUGUGCAAGGCGCGGUCUCCCGGGUGUUUACACCAGGAUCACCAAGUUUUUGCCCUGGAUCUACGACAAUACGCCCGACGGUUGCUAUUGCCGAGAAAGAGAACCGCGCUUCGGCUGAUGGCCGUCUUGUGUUCCCCGUUUGCUUUCGCAAAGCAUGGAAUGUGUGAUAUGUAUUUGACUCGUCCUUUGCGUGUUGACUAUGCCAAAGUUUACGAAUAAAAGACGAUGAUCAUUCUUAAUGUCCUCGAGGACG